UAAACGACUUGUUACAAGCUGUGAUGACGAUGAAUGUGACUUGUCAGUAAAAAAAUAAACUUGUAUUACUACGUUGCACUAAAGUGAUACAAUAUAUGCAUUAAUGUACAUAUUAAUAUUGUGCAUUAAUGUACAUAUUAAUAUUGUGCAAUAAAAUAUAGAAGUACAUAUAUACAUGUAUAUAUAAAAUGUGAGAAUAUAUCGGGUCAUCUUUUGCUCGAAGUUCCAAAGGUCGUUCUAAUUUGCCACACAUGAUUUAUGAAAUGUAUGAGUUCUACUACUUUUAAAAGUUUAAAGUCAAUACAAAUAACAAUAGCAAUGUUGUGCUCAAGAUUACUCGCAAAUGUCAAUAAUGUAUCUAGAGGUGCCAGCCGUCACAUUGCCUCCCUUUCAGUGUUGCCAGAUACGCAUCAGAUGUUGUACAAAACAUGCAGGGACUUUGCAGAAAAUGAAUUGAAACCCAUUGCGGCAAAAAUUGACAAGAAACAUCUGUUUCCAAAGGAACAGAUCAAGAAAAUGGGAGAUCUGGGCCUCAUGGGCUUGUGCAUUCCCGAAGCAUUAGGUGGCACAGGACUGGAUACCCUGGCCUAUGCUAUAGCUAUGGAAGAAAUCUCAAGAGGUUGCGCAGCUGCUGGAGUUAUAAUGAGCGUGCAGAACUCCCUCUAUCUGGGUCCUAUAAACAAAUUUGGCACUGACAAGCAAAAAGAAAAGUAUAUUACUCCCUUUGUAACUGGGGAAAAGAUCGGAUGCUUUGCGCUGAGCGAACCAGGCAAUGGAUCUGAUGCUGGUGCUGCGUCUACUACUGCCAAAGCAAGUGGAAACGCUUAUACAAUUAAUGGCACUAAAUCAUGGAUAACAAAUGCUUACGAAGCCAAGGCGAUAAUUCUCUUUGCAACGACCGACAAGUCCAAGAAGCACAAAGGUAUAAGCGCUUUCAUAGUUGAUAGUCCAACGACUGGUCUGAGUGUAGGCAAGAAGGAGGAUAAAUUGGGUAUACGAGGAAGCAGUACUUGCUCCUUGAUCUUUGAAGACUGUCAAGUACCAAGAGAUAACGUUCUAAGCGAACCAGGAAUGGGCUUUAAAAUCGCAAUGAUGACUCUAGACAGCGGCAGAAUAGGAAUCGCCGGACAAGCGUUGGGCAUAGCUCAAGCCUCUCUGGAUUGCGCGAUAGAUUACGCAGCGAAGCGCCAAGCCUUUGGUCAGUCCAUCAUAAAGCUGCAAACGAUUCAGCAAAAAAUUGCCGACAUGGCUCUGAGACUGGAAAGCUCGAGAUUGUUGACGUGGCGGGCAGCUCAGCUCAAGGAUAACGACAAGUCGUACACGAAGGAAGCGGCCAUGGCAAAGCUCUCCGCGUCAGAAACCGCCACGUUUUGCGCUCAUCAGUGUAUACAGAUUUUGGGAGGGAUGGGAUACGUGUCGGACAUGCCAGCGGAACGUCAUUACAGGGACGCGCGUAUCACGGAGAUCUACGAAGGCACAUCGGAAAUCCAGAGGCUCGUGAUCGCCGGGAAUCUUAUCAAAGAAUACAGUCUCUGAAUCAAAAUGA
Molecule: messenger RNA, 1546 nt
Organism: Camponotus floridanus (Florida carpenter ant)
Lineage: Eukaryota; Metazoa; Arthropoda; Insecta; Hymenoptera; Formicidae
Gene: Arc42
Product: short-chain specific acyl-CoA dehydrogenase, mitochondrial
Exons: 5
Coding region: 259-1536 (425 amino acids)
Biological process (GO): butyrate catabolic process; fatty acid beta-oxidation using acyl-CoA dehydrogenase
Cellular component (GO): mitochondrion
Molecular function (GO): flavin adenine dinucleotide binding
Source: RefSeq, a predicted model, not a curated record